AUGGGACAGCUCUUUACGUUUGUGGCACCUCGCCAAAGGCUCACUUUGAGCUGGGGAGGCAAACUUGGAGAGAUGGUUUUUGAUGGCUCUGCCAAAGAGCUUAUCGAAUUACUGACCGUCAUCCCUCGACACGAGUUUACACGAAAGCAAACAACUGUCGACCCUCGAGUCACCGUAAAUAACCUCCCUGCCAAGAGUACCUGCCAUGAUGCGACGAAAGCCGUCAAUAUUGCCGUCAAUGUCGCUGUCAAACGCAAAGCUGACGCUGAAACACCGGAAAACGACACUCAAGCCUCCAAAAAGGCUUGUUACGGAAAUAACCCUCUCAAAUCUCGACCAGUCACCUUUUCUGACCUUCCAACUGAGCUCCAUCGGCAUAUUUUCUUCCAUAUGGAGUCCAAGAGGUACUUAUUUACAUCCGGGACCGUCAAGCUCCUUGGGCUGGUCAAAAUAUCGUCUGUGUUGGAGAAUACAUCAAAGAAAACGACUACCCCCCCCGGGCUUUUCUCGAAGGCAGAGGUGGAAGCCCUCGGCAAAGAAAAAUUUGAAAUUUAUGAUGAAGGUGAAGAAGAAUACGAAGUCAGAUCACUUUGCACGCUUUAUGACUUCACGUUACCUGACGUAUCUCGUUCUCCAAAAGACUGCGAUUUAGGCGAUGAGGUACGAGAUUUAAGGUGUUAUUUCUUACACUUACGGGAACCCGAGAAGGCUGCUUUGAAUUAUAUACUAGAAAAACUACCCGAUUGGCUGCGGCAGUAUCGAGCAUGGCCCAAAACUGAUCAAUCGUGGAUUCUGCGAAACCUUACCACGCGGGAGUUUGUCCGUGCAGAAGCCAUCGCCUUGAAGCCGGAAUUCAUCCACGGCCCGGACAUAGACGUGCUGGGAUUCGGCGAAGUACUCCUGUCGCGAAUUUGCUGGUCAUCGGAUGACUCUUGUAGCAUGAUGGAUACCACGAAUAUCUGCAGAGGAGUAUGGGCAGGUCAUUGUUUCGACAUUACAACCCUCGCCAGCCAUCAGGAAAAAACUGCCAAUGGAGAAGAGUGGACCGAUGCGAGCGAGGAGGUUGCCCAGGAGAUGGCUAAGAUAUAUGAAUCUAAUUGUGGAACCGACUGGCGUGAGGAGCUGUGCAGAGAGCACAGAAGGGUGUGGUAG
Messenger RNA from Pochonia chlamydosporia 170, 1152 nucleotides. RefSeq names its product F-box domain-containing protein. NCBI's taxonomy places the organism in Eukaryota, Fungi, Ascomycota, Sordariomycetes, Hypocreales, Clavicipitaceae. The coding region runs from base 1 to 1152 and encodes 383 amino acids. The record is from RefSeq and is a predicted model, not a curated record. The transcript is spliced from 2 exons.